Molecule: messenger RNA, 1887 nt
Organism: Mycena indigotica
Lineage: Eukaryota; Fungi; Basidiomycota; Agaricomycetes; Agaricales; Mycenaceae
Exons: 2
Coding region: 1-1887 (628 amino acids)
Source: RefSeq, a predicted model, not a curated record
AUGACUCAGGCCCUGGCCCUGGCUGCGCUUCCCCCGGAGCUCUGGGCGCAUGUCCUCUCCUACCUCCCACUUGACGACGACGACGAGGCGUGGGAGCCCACAGCGGGCGGGGCGGGCGGCCGGGUAGAAAUUGAGGGCGACGAAGACGGGGACGCGGAUCCGCCACUGAAAGCCGAGGAGGGGGUUGGUGAGGCGAUGGCGCUCCUGUCAUACGCCCUCGUCAACCGCGCCUUCCGCGAACUCACGGCACGAAUCGCGCUUAUACGAAGCGGGUACGGGCGGCUGCUCCAACUUGAACGCGACUUCCCGCUCAAAGACACCGACACGGAACUCGUGCUGUCGCCUGGCGCGCUGAGCAGCUUGGCGCACCACCUGCCCGCGUCGUUCGCAGCGACGGGCAACACCCUGACUAGGCUGGCGUGCACGGUGGGCCCGCGCGGGGAGGCCAUCCGGCAGACGCGCGCAAUUGGGGAGGCGGCGCUGCUGCUUCCGGUAUUGGAAAGACUUGACCUCGCGUUUGAAGUGGACCCAUUUCUGGCACCCGCGGGGUCGGGGGAGGGAAGCCAAAGCAUCCGGCGAACGAUACUGGACAGUGUAUGCACAACACUCGCGCGGCUGGCUGGGCGCAGCGCUGGGGGGACGGCACCGGUGUUCAUUGUGUUUGCGGGGGAGAUAUUCAGCUGUCGGGCGGGGGAUAUACGGCUGUGGAGGCUGGACAGGUUCCGGUACCAUGAGUCACCUGGCUGGCGACCGUCCCUUGCACGGAGGAGGAAACGGGCCUUGAAUGAUGAAUAUCCUACAGACUACUGCAACGCGCGGUACCAUACCGGCUCGCGUGGCUCCCUCCCGACGCUGCGCCAACUUGAUUCGCUUUCGCUCCAACUCAUUCCAGCGUCCCAUCACAGCUUUGUUUCCUCCGGCAAGUCGGGAUCUGAUGCCUUCAGCAUCCUCACAUUCAACGCGUCUGACAUGACCUACCUCCGGCUCGGCCGGUACCAUUCUGGCGCGCACCCUUCUAUAUUCCCCCGCCUCAGGCGCCUACUGCCAUGCCUCGUUCUCCCCGAACUGCGGGCGCUCUGCAUCUACGACGAAUUCAUCCCGCCCGCCGCCCUGCGCGCCUUCCUCGUCGCACAGAUAAAACUCGAGCUGCUCGACUACCACGCCCCGAUCAAGGCCUUACUCUCCCCCCGGCCCGCCGAGCGCCGGCCGGACCCGGCCCGUCCUCUUCUCUCCGCCCCGCUCGCGCACCCGACCCUCAACUCCGUCCGGCUGUGCACGACCCACUUCCGGACGAGCGCGGGCCACAUCCUCCCGCAGCUCGUCGCCGGCCCGCGCCUCACCUUCGUCGAGCUGCUGUUCAGCGCCACGACCCUCGGCGCGCGGGCGGGCACGAUGAUCGCCGACCUGCAGGCGCUGGCGGGCCGGGACCCCGCGCUCCCCCGCGUCACGCUGAACCUCGUCGACUCGGCGCCGUCCGGCUGGGACCUCUCCGGCCGUCUCGGCGCACUCCGCCGGCGUCUGCAGCUGCCCCGCCGGCCCGCUGCGCCGCGCUGCUGGGCCGAGACCCCCGGCGCGCUCGCCGUCGCGCCCGCGCUGCAGUGCGUGCACACCGUGUGGGUCGCGCCGCUCUCAUACGCAGCCGCGACGCGCAUCCUCCCGUUCCUCGCGCGCCUCCCUGCGCUCGCGCACGUGUCGGUCGGGUUCACCGUCAAGCAUCUCGACCCGUGGGAGCACCGGCAAGACGGGCGGCCGUGGGCCGUGCUGCCGGGCCGGCGCCGGAAGAAGACACGCGCGGCGGUCGAAAGAGCGGUGGAGCGGUAUGUGUACGAGGUCGUUCGGAAGGGCCUGCCGAACGUGCCGUCGGUCGUGCAUGUCGUGUGGGACUGA